AUGCAGCGAUCUACUCCGACUCCUACCCUUGGUUAUCUACCCCGUCCUGGGACUGGUCUGAUUGAAGCAAACAAUGGACCUCUCUUCGUUCGAGCCCAAAGCGCUCCUGCAAGUCUUCCCGGAGACCAAGUUAUCUCGCUUCCUUUCAACAACCCGUAUAAGGCAACCAACGUUGGUGUGGCUUCGUCGGAGUACGAUCCCACUUCUCCUCCAUAUGUUCCAACUUCGCCUGUCUAUUCAGCUGCGACCUCGCCUUCGUAUGUCCCUUCCACAGGCGAAGAAUCUCAAGGAGCUGGUUCACCAGAUUAUACUCCUGUAAGCCCUGUACCGUCUCCUGUCCUUACACCUGUCGCUACUCGGACUUCCGAUGAUAUUCCUGUUAUCGAUCCUCAGAAUAUCCCACACUCGAUUGCCGAUGUUGUGGAUUCGGAGUCGGAUUUGGAGAUACUCUUUGAAAUCCCCAAAGCGCCCCCCAAACACAUUGGUCAUUCCAAAGCCAUCACCUUCCCUCUUGGCUUGACUGGUUCAGAAGCGAAGAAACAAAUCAAGCUUCUGUCUCGUAAAAUUGCAAGGAACACCAAUGCGCUCUUUAUCCAAAGACAUGGUAUCUCCAUUGAAACCGUGAAGUGUUACACUUGCGAGAAGAAAACAGUGGGUGAUCGUCGCUGUCUUCUUUACUCUGGCUUGGGUUGUGCUCGUUGUUCUUUCCAAGGCAUCAAAUGUCCUCUCAAGGAACGCAAAAUGACUCCUGCGGAACGUGUUCGCGCCGCGAUUGAGUUGAGGAAAGAGUUGAAAGGGAUUAUCUGA
Messenger RNA from Tremella mesenterica DSM 1558, 807 nucleotides. RefSeq lists its product as uncharacterized. NCBI's taxonomy places the organism in Eukaryota, Fungi, Basidiomycota, Tremellomycetes, Tremellales, Tremellaceae. The transcript is spliced from 3 exons. The coding region runs from base 1 to 807 and encodes 268 amino acids. The record is from RefSeq and is a predicted model, not a curated record.